AUGACAAAGACGCACGUCGAUAUGCCACCCCAGGUGGAUGCUCCUGUUCUUGUAGUCGGCGCCGGCCCCAUCGGAAUGGUGACGGCCUUCCAGCUUGCAAAACGGGGCAUUCGAGCGGUUCUUGUGGGGCGCAACCUGGAAACUACGAAAUGGCCCAAGAUGGAUAUCACCAACCCUCGGUCAAUGGAGCUGCUCCAGCGUCUAGGGCUUUCAGAGCGGCUACGAGAGAUAGGUGUACCUGCGCAGUUUUCGUUUGACUGCAUUUUCAGCACUGGACUGUCUCCUGGGGGACAAGUUCUGGCAAAAUGGGAUCUACCGUCUCCGGAUCAGCAAGCUGCGCAAAUACGAGAGAACCGCGACGGGACGAUGCCGCACUACGCCUGGCAGAGAUGUUCUCAAUCGAUCUUCGAAGCCUAUUUAAAGACUCUGAUCCAAGAGGAGCCCCUGAUUGAAUCCUACUUCGGGAUGAAAUUCGAAACGAUCACCGAGUCGCCGGAAAAGGUUCUCUCGACUGUAACCAACGUGGUUACGGGAACGAAACACGUUAUUGAGAGCCAAUACGUCGUUGGCUGUGAUGGCGCCAGUAGUCGCGUGCGAACCUCUGCCGGAAUCAAGCUUACCUCGUCCCAGAUAUCGGGGUACCGUCCCGUCGAAUCUGUACCGACACUUCUUGUUCACCUGAAGUCCAGCGACCUUGAAGUUCUUCAUCGCCAGGGUCAAUUCUGGCACCUUUUCCUGUCGAAAGGGGGUGUGGUGAUCAGUCAAGACGAGAAAGAUACCUGGACCAUCCACACUCCCAUGCCUCCCGACACGGACAUUGCCGAUAUCGACCUCGAGCAAGCCGUUUAUGCUGCGCUCGGAGAUUCGGGUCCUCCGCAGCCGAUAAGAAUCGACAAAAUACUGGUUAGUAGCACAUGGAGGGCGAGCUUGGGUGUUGCGGAGCAAUUCCGCUCAGCCGAGAAGCGCAUUUUUCUGGCGGGCGAUUCAGCUCACCAGAACAUCCCAUUCGGUGGGUAUGGCAUGAAUACUGGGAUCGGAGAUGCAUAUGAUAUCGGAUGGAAGCUUGCGAUGUUUCUGAAUGGCCAGGGCGGCGAACGGCUACUCGAAUCGUACGAAGCUGAGCGACGACCGGUCGCCGUGCGUAACGUCGCGAUGUCCGGUCGACAUGCUCAGGUUCACAUGGAUUAUGCGGGGUGGGUUCGGCAGGCACGCGAAGGGGAAGCCUGCGAUGAUAGUCCUGAAGGACAGGCACUUCGGGAACGCAUCCGAAGCCAUGUGCCUGCCAACGACGGGGAGAAUAGAAGUUUGGGAAUUGAGAUGGGGUUCAGACUCAGCUCCUCGAUCAUCCUUUUGGAAGAGGAUCCAGGAAACGAGCCGAGGUGGAGUGAGCGGGACUACGUUGCGACUACAUGGCCUGGCUCUCGAGUGCCAAAUAUCAUGCUAAGUGAUGGAGUGGCUAUUCACGACCGCCUUGGACCCGGCUUUACACUAGUCGACUUUACACUUGAUGGGGUCUAUGCAAAUGAAUUCAACAGGGUAACCCCCCAGGCCAAGAACAGGCUGACUGUUGUGCAUUUGCCCCAGGAGACCACGGCCCGGAAGGUGUGGGAGAGAUCUGCUGUUUUGGUGCGCCCUGAUAUGCAUGUGGGUUGGCGCAGUGGGGAGACGGAGAGACCUUAG
This is a messenger RNA of Aspergillus steynii IBT 23096, 1680 nucleotides long. RefSeq names its product monooxygenase. Bases 1 to 1680 code for a protein of 559 amino acids. The record is from RefSeq and is a predicted model, not a curated record. NCBI's taxonomy places the organism in Eukaryota, Fungi, Ascomycota, Eurotiomycetes, Eurotiales, Aspergillaceae. Gene Ontology annotation, molecular function: FAD binding. The transcript has 6 exons.